Molecule: messenger RNA, 1169 nt
Organism: Clupea harengus (Atlantic herring)
Lineage: Eukaryota; Metazoa; Chordata; Actinopteri; Clupeiformes; Clupeidae
Gene: dph5
Product: diphthamide biosynthesis 5
Biological process (GO): protein histidyl modification to diphthamide
Molecular function (GO): diphthine synthase activity
Source: RefSeq, a predicted model, not a curated record
AGUCGUGUUUCAGUUGCCAGUAUGCGACAACAUGUGAAUGUUCUGAUUCGACAGUGUAACGUUGUAUGAUCAAUUUAUUAAUGUGUGCGUUUACGUGUCAGAUGUGUUGCACCGCUAAAACAUAAAUCUUACUUACUCGUAUGUACUUAACCAUUUAACAAGUUUGUUAACGGCGAUUUCUUCUUAUACUGGAUUCUACACAGCUAAAGUUGACAGGCUAACUCGUCACAAUCUAACCCUCAGCCCUAUUAUCAUUCCUGACUUUAAAGCGACAUAAACUGAAAUGUUGUACUUAAUCGGACUUGGCCUCGGAGAUGCUAAGGAUAUUACUGUUAAAGGUCUUGAAAUAGUGCGCCAAUGCAGCCGUGUGUAUCUUGAAGCAUACACGUCCAUACUGACAGUGGGGAAGGAAGCACUGGAGGAGUACUACGGGCGUGAGCUGGUGCUAGCAGACCGGGACAUGGUGGAGCAGGAGGCAGCAGAGAUCCUGAGGGGAGCCGACGCUGAAGACGUGGCCUUCCUGGUGGUGGGGGACCCAUUCGGUGCCACCACGCACAGCGACCUGGUCCUGAGAGCAGUGAAUGAUGGGAUACCGUACCGCGUCAUCCACAACGCAUCCAUCAUGAACGCUGUGGGCUGCUGUGGCCUACAGCUGUACAAUUUCGGAGAGACAGUGUCCAUCGUGUUCUGGACAGACACCUGGAGGCCAGAGAGUUUCUACGACAAAAUCAAGAAGAACCGAGACAUUGGGAUGCACACCCUCUGCCUUCUAGAUAUCAAAGUCAAAGAGCAAUCUAUGCAGAAUCUGAUGAGAGGCAGAAAGAUCUAUGAGCCUCCUCGCUACAUGACUGUGGCACAGGCUGCUGGCCAGCUUCUCGAGAUUGUCCAGAACCGCCGUGAACGUGGAGAUGAGCUGGUGCUGACUGAAGAGACAGUGUGUGUAGGCUUGGCCCGCGUGGGUGCGGAGGACCAGGUGAUCCAGGCAGGUGCGCUGCGUGAGCUGGCGUCAUGUGACCUGGGUGGCCCCCUACACUCCAUGAUCGUCACGGGACACCUGCACCCGCUGGAGGUCGACAUGCUCCGCCUCUUUUCCUCACAGACCAAUGGGCUGCAAAGCCUGAAGAUGACAGACAGCUCCACCUACGUAUCAUAAACACAGCAUGGGGGGG